AUGGAGAGGUCAUCUAAGCGGCAAAAGAUCACACAUGGCGGGAGAAGCGAUGCUGCCGCCAGCAACUCAGCAGACCCUGUUUCCAUCCGGAGGAAUCGAGCUGCCUUUUUGCAUUCGAUAUCUAGGUCGAUAUCCCCUCCUGAAGUGCUGCGUUCAGGUCCACAUACUCCUCUUAUCAACGUCCCAGAGGGAGAAUCAAUUGUUGCUAAACCCGACCAUGAGAACAACAUGGGGCCGAAGCCACCUUCGCAGCCUCUUCAUUCACAUGGUGACCUGAGCAAUGAGGUAUCUAAAGUCAAAUCGACGGGGUCAUCUCAAAUAUCGAAAGCCAUGCCAAAAGUUGUGCCCUCACCUUUCAGCUUGACGUCAAUUCGAGACCUGUCUGCAUCUCAAAACAAAGAUACUGUGUCUCUCCACGACAUCAUCGGCAAUCCCCUGAUCAAGGAGGCAUGGAUAUUCAACUUUUGCUUCGAUAUCGAUUGGAUGAUGAACUACUUUGACGUUGACGUCCGAGAUCUGGUGAAAGUCAAGGUUGUGCAUGGAUCUUGGAGGAAGGAAGAUGGAAACAGAAUUGGGAUCGAAGACGCGUGCCGUCGAUGGCCGAACGUUGAAGCGAUCGCAGCCUACCUUCCAGAUCAAUUUGGUACUCAUCACAGCAAGAUGUUUGUUCUAUUCACACAUGACGAUCUAGCACAAGUAGUGAUCCACACCGCCAACAUGUUGAACAAAGAUUGGUCAAACAUGACGCAAGCAAUCUGGCAAUCGCCUCUGCUUCCCAAGCUACAUGAGAACUCUGACUGCGCCAUUGGACGAUAUGGAUCAGGUUCACGUUUCAAGUAUGACUUCAUGGUGUAUUUGAAUGCGUACGGCUCGAAGACGAAAGCCCUUCGAGGACAGUUGGACCAAUAUGACUUCAGCGCAGUCAGGGGCGCCUUGGUGUCAUCAGUCCCCUCUCGAAUGAAGGAUCCCUCUCAAACGAGUCUGAUUGGAGGUGACGAGAAGCUUUGGGGCUACCCAGGCCUCUGCAGGGUUCUGAGGGCCAUCAAACCAUCGCCAACACCCACAUUCACGAAACCAACACCCCAUCCCCACCUUGUCUGCCAGGUCUCCUCGAUUGCCACCCUACCGAUGACCUGGAUCAGCCGAUUCUUCACGGCGAUUUUCAACCAAGACAACAAAACACCCUCUGGAUCCUUGGACCACGUCUCGAUCAUCUACCCAACACCCUCGAACGUCGCCUUGUCACUAGACGGCUACGCAUCCGGCGGUCCCAUCCACACCAAAGCGCAGAGCGCAGCACACCUGAAGCAGAUCAGCUCACUACGAAACACCCUUUCUCAGUGGACCGAAGGGCCAUCAACGGGCCAUCGAGCCGAGAGGCACGAAGCAGCACCGCACAUCAAGACGUACGUGCAAUACCGCGAGCGACCCACGGCGCAAAAUCCAGCUCCUGACAUCGACUGGGCAUUGCUGACGAGCGCCAAUCUCUCCACACAGGCAUGGGGCGCAUACCGCGAGAAGGAGAAAGAGGUGGUCGUGCAGAGCUUCGAGAUCGGCGUCCUCGUCUGGCCUGAACUGUUCAGCGACGACUUCGACGACCUCAUGCCCACUGCCCCAGACCACAUCGACGACAAAUCCACGAACGCCACGACACCAGGCCAACGGUCCUCCAGGGCCAUCAUCCACAUGGUCCCGGUCUUUGGCCAAAACACCCCGUCACCAUCAUCAUCGUCACCACCGCUCGCCGAAAGUCACACACCUGACAAGGCACCCAACGCGAAUACCACCAUCGUCGGUCUGCGCAUCCCCUACGACCUCCCAUUGACGCGCUACGGACCGACAGAGCUGCCCUGGUCGCCGCAAGCCAGCUACGAGACACGCGACAGGCAUGGCCGGAGGUGGCCUCGCGAUUUCUCCUGA
This is a messenger RNA of Exophiala aquamarina CBS 119918, 1920 nucleotides long. RefSeq lists its product as uncharacterized. The coding region runs from base 1 to 1920 and encodes 639 amino acids. Gene Ontology annotation, cellular component: nucleus. The transcript has a single exon. Gene Ontology annotation, molecular function: 3'-tyrosyl-DNA phosphodiesterase activity; single-stranded DNA binding; double-stranded DNA binding. NCBI's taxonomy places the organism in Eukaryota, Fungi, Ascomycota, Eurotiomycetes, Chaetothyriales, Herpotrichiellaceae. Gene Ontology annotation, biological process: single strand break repair; double-strand break repair. The record is from RefSeq and is a predicted model, not a curated record.